AUCCGCUUCCGGUUCCCAGACUGAAUUGUCAGUGAGCGGAGUCUGAGGUCGCUGUGGACUGCCCACUGGAUUGUGAAAAAUGAGGUCCUCUUUCUAGAGUACCUGACAGGUUGCUUGGCAUCCAGAAGAUGUUUAGCUAAGUUAAGAGUUUUCUUCUGUCUUCCUUCUCUCCUCCAACCUUAACACCUAGAUAUGGGCUGGGCCUGUAGACUGACUGCCUUGGAAUGGGUUGGAGCUGCUGUCUGAAACUUGCUGGGCUGCUCUCCCUUUUGAACCACUUUUUGUCUGUUCUGAUUCACUCUUCCAGGGCCUUGCCCGAGAUGGACAGCCGGAUUCCUUAUGAUGACUACCCGGUGGUUUUCUUGCCUGCCUAUGAGAAUCCUCCAGCAUGGAUUCCUCCUCAUGAGAGGGUACACCACCCGGACUACAACAAUGAGUUGACCCAGUUUCUGCCCCGAACCAUCACACUGAAGAAGCCUCCUGGAGCUCAGUUGGGAUUUAACAUCCGAGGAGGAAAGGCCUCCCAGCUAGGCAUCUUCAUCUCCAAGGUGAUUCCUGACUCUGAUGCACAUAGAGCAGGACUGCAGGAAGGGGACCAAGUUCUAGCUGUGAAUGAUGUGGAUUUCCAAGAUAUUGAGCACAGCAAGGCUGUUGAGAUCCUGAAGACAGCUCGUGAAAUCAGCAUGCGUGUGCGCUUCUUUCCCUACAAUUAUCAUCGCCAAAAAGAGAGGACUGUGCACUAGAAAGUUGCAGCCCACAGCCCUUCAUGUGGACUCUGUCAUGACAUGCUAACUAGACUUCAGGGGAGCCACUUCUGUUUUCAGCCCCUCCCUGGAAUAGUGAGUUGGGAGGAUGGGGAGACAGCUAACCAACUGCAUUACCCAAACCAUAUUGCACUUUUAGUUCCCUAGUUUUCUAGGUGAGCUUCAUUCCCUGAAAGGAGGAUGAUGAUAUCUAGGCAUAACCUAGCCUGUGAGGAACCUAGUUAGGAAAGACAACUGACAUUUAUUGAAUAUCAUGCACUAGUCCCUUACAUAUGUCAUAUUUUAAUUAUAGAAAUCAGUAGCAAAAAGAAUCUUGGGGAUUUUCCAUCUGACUUCCCUGGCCAUCUUAUCCCAUCCUUGCACUACCAGAAGAUUCAUACACUUUUGAGACUCCAGUGAGACGCUGUUUUCACCCCUUCCUCCUCCUAGCCUCUCUCCCAAAAAGUAAAACACAAUGCUGAAGAAA
Homo sapiens (human) is the source of this 1230-nucleotide messenger RNA. RefSeq names its product PDZ domain containing 11 (gene PDZD11). NCBI's taxonomy places the organism in Eukaryota, Metazoa, Chordata, Mammalia, Primates, Hominidae. Bases 225 to 743 code for a protein of 172 amino acids. The transcript has 7 exons. Gene Ontology annotation, biological process: pore complex assembly. The record is from RefSeq and is a predicted model, not a curated record. Gene Ontology annotation, cellular component: presynapse; plasma membrane; cytoplasm.